AUGGACUCCGCUGAAGUUGAAGCAUCUAAGAUGUACAUCUCGUACAACAAUAUACAUCAGCUAUGCCAGGAAUCUGCAGACAAGAUAAAGGCAUUCAAGCCUGACCUUAUUAUAGCCAUCGGUGGUGGUGGUUUCAUACCAGCUAGAAUGUUGCGUACCUUCCUUAAGGAACCUGGUCAAUCCAACGUUCGUAUAAUGGCCAUCAUUCUUUCCCUUUACGAAGACAUCGGAACUGUUGGAUCUCAGGUGGAAGCCGUUGGAACCAAGGUUGUUAGAACACAGUGGAUUGACUACGCUCAAUCCCAAGUUGACUUGGUUGGUAAGAACAUCUUGAUUAUCGAUGAAGUUGAUGACACCAGAACCACCUUACACUAUGCCGUUUCUGAAUUGAAAAAGGAUGUUGUUGAGCAAUCUUUGGCCAAGGGUGUCGACCCAGCCUCCACCAAGUUUGGUAUCUUUGUCUUGCAUGACAAGGUAAAGCCAAAGAGAGCCGAUCUUCCUGAUGAAAUAAUGAAGACAGGUAAUUACUUUGCUGCUAGAACUGUCCCAGAUUGUUGGAUUGCUUACCCAUGGGAGUCCACUGACAUUGUUUACCAUACAAAGAGAGCCAUGGAGCAAGGUAACGAUGUUUUCAUCGCUUCUACAACUAUAUAA
This is a messenger RNA of Dujonia railenensis, 654 nucleotides long. Lineage: Eukaryota; Fungi; Ascomycota; Pichiomycetes; Serinales; Debaryomycetaceae. The record is from the annotation of a GenBank genome assembly.